This is a messenger RNA of Carcharodon carcharias (great white shark), 6175 nucleotides long. RefSeq names its product myosin VC (gene myo5c). Gene Ontology annotation, molecular function: actin filament binding; microfilament motor activity; ATP binding. NCBI's taxonomy places the organism in Eukaryota, Metazoa, Chordata, Chondrichthyes, Lamniformes, Lamnidae. Bases 601 to 5592 code for a protein of 1663 amino acids. Gene Ontology annotation, biological process: vesicle transport along actin filament; actin filament organization. The record is from RefSeq and is a predicted model, not a curated record. Gene Ontology annotation, cellular component: cytoplasm; actin cytoskeleton; vesicle. The transcript has 42 exons.
CAGGUGGGACGUGCUAAGAGGCAGACAGGGAGUGAGUGAAUGAUAGAGAGAGAGAGGGGGGACAGAGAGGAGCUGAGAAGAAAAGUAGUUGCAGGAGGCAACAAUGGGAGCUGGCGUUCAUUCCCCUACCGUGAGUAACUGCAGUGUUGAGAGCUCCGGCAGUCACUGAGGCAACGCAUCCCCAUGGCGGUGGCUGAACUGUACACUAAGUAGCUGCUGGUACUUGGGUUUCUCACUGGAGCAGUUGUGGCUGGCUGAUUCGCUUUUCUCUUGGAGAUACUGGUGUCGAUUCAGAAUCCUGUUUUAAAAACUCUUGGAUCGCAGCAAUGAGGUCUUCUGUUGGGUGUACAUAUCACAAACAAUUCCGUUUUGUACAAUAGUGUUUGGAUUCCUGACCCUGAUGAAGUCUGGCAGUCAGCGGAGAUCACCAAGGACUAUAAGAAGGGAUCUGAUGUACUACUUCUGCAGCUAGAAGAUGGCACUGAAUUGGAAUAUCCGAUUGAUCCAGUUAAGACACUACUGCCACCUCUACGGAACCCUGAUAUACUCGUGGGUGAAAAUGACCUCACAGCGCUCAGCUAUCUGCAUGAGCCAGCAGUUAUGCAUAACCUCAAAGUGCGUUUUGUGGAUUCCAAACUCAUCUACACCUAUUGUGGUAUUAUUCUUGUGGCUAUAAACCCAUACAAAGAGAUACCAAUCUAUGGAGAUGCCAUCAUCCAUGCCUACAGUGGGCAGAAUAUGGGCGAUAUGGAUCCUCAUAUCUUUGCAGUGGCUGAAGAAGCUUACAAACAAAUGGCCAGGAAGAAUAGAAACCAGUCUAUUAUCGUAAGUGGAGAGUCGGGUGCAGGGAAGACCGUAUCUGCUCGAUAUGCUAUGAGGUACUUUGCCACCGUUAGUAAGUCCAGUAGCAAGGCUUGUGUAGAAGAUAAAGUCCUUGCAUCAAACCCUAUAACAGAGGCAAUUGGAAAUGCAAAGACAACACGAAAUGACAAUAGCAGCCGUUUUGGUAAAUACACUGAGAUCAGUUUUGAUAGCCGGUAUCGAAUCAUUGGUGCAAAUAUGAGAACAUACCUUCUGGAAAAGUCAAGGGUGGUGUUUCAGGCUGAAAACGAGAGAAAUUACCACAUAUUCUACCAGCUUUGUGCAUCUGCUGAUCGACCUGAGUUCAAGCAUUUGAAAUUAGCUCCUGCAGAAAACUUUAGUUACGUGAACAUGGGUGGAAAUUCUGUCAUUGACGGUGUUAAUGACCGAAUUGACUUCAUUGAAACACGAGAAACGUUUUCACUGCUGGGCUUGAAGGAGGACUUUCAGAUGGAUAUCUUCAAAGUGUUGGCAGGGAUUCUGCAUUUAGGAAAUGUGGGAAUAAGAGCUGUGGGUGAUGAUAAAUCUUCAGUCAAACACAAUGAUAAUCACCUGAAAGUAUUUUCCGAACUCCUGGAGAUAAAGCUGGAGGAGAUGGCUCAUGGGCUGUGCCACAGAAAAAUUGCAACUACCUCAGACACGGUCAUCAAACCCAUGACCAAGGUUCAGGCCAUCAAUGCCAGAGAUGCUUUGGCGAAACACAUCUACGCCCAUCUGUUCAGCUGCAUUGUGGAUCACAUUAACAAGGCUCUACAGUUUUCUGGCAAGAAGCACACAUUCAUUGGUGUUCUGGACAUUUAUGGGUUUGAAACCUUUGACGUGAAUAGUUUUGAACAGUUCUGUAUAAAUUAUGCAAAUGAGAAACUGCAACAACAAUUUAACCUGCAUGUGUUUAAACUGGAACAAGAUGAAUACAUGAAGGAAGACAUUCCAUGGGCAUUGAUAGAAUUCAACGACAACCAACCUUGCAUUGAUUUGAUAGAAGCUAAGAUGGGCAUACUGGAGCUAUUGGAUGAGGAGUGCCUGUUGCCACAAGGAACGGAGGAAAACUGGCUUCAGAAACUGGAAAAUAAUUACUUAAAUAAAAAUCAGCUCUUUGAGAAGCCUCGAAUGUUGAGCAAAGCCUUCAUCAUCCUGCACUUUGCUGACAAGGUGCAGUAUGAAUGUGAGGGAUUCCUCGAGAAGAACAGGGAUACAUUGUACGAAGAACUGAUUAAUGUACUGAAGAAAAGUAAGUUGCAUCUCCUGGCUGAUUUUUUCCAAGAAAAUGAAUCGUCUACAGGGACCCUGAAUGCAAACAUUAAAGUCAGGCCUGCGAGACCGGGCUUUAAGUCCUUUAACAAACAACAUCGAACAACUGUUGGCAGUAAGUUCCGUAAUUCUCUGCAUUUGCUCAUGGAGACCCUUAAUGCUACAACACCUCACUAUGUGCGCUGCAUUAAGCCGAAUGAUUCUAAGCUGCCAUUUGAGUAUGACUCGAAGAGAGUUGUUCAACAGCUUAGGGCCUGUGGUGUUCUGGAAACUAUUAGGAUCAGUGCGCAGAGUUAUCCCUCCAGAUGGACUUACUUUGAGUUUUUCAGUCGUUACCGCAUUCUGAUGUCUGAACAAGACCUUGCGAUGAAUGAUAAAAAACAGAUUUGCAAAGAAGUCUUGAAACAUUUAAUUCAGGAUCCGAACCAAUAUCAGUUUGGUAAAACGAAGAUCUUCUUUCGUGCGGGGCAAGUAGCGUAUUUGGAAAAGCUGCGAGCAGAUAAACUUCGUGCAGCCUCAGUCACUAUCCAGAAGAACCUACGUUGCUGGAUUCAGCGGAAAAAAUUCCUCAAGAUGAAACAAGCCGCUAUUAUCAUUCAACAAUACGUUCGUGGGCAGCGCGCUAUACGACACGUAUUGAAUGCCACUACUCUAAAACAAGCCUGGGCUGCAGUUAUCAUCCAGAAACACUGGUGGCGGUUUUUAGCGUGUCGUCGUUACCAGCUCGUCCUGGCGGCCACCAUUACAAUUCAAUCUUACACCCGUGGCUGGCUAGCAAGAAGGCAAUAUAAAAAAGUGCUGAAAGAUCAAAAAGCAUUAGUAAUUCAAAAGCAUGUCCGUGCCUGGUUGGUAAGACGCAGAUAUCAAAGUAUACGACGGUUUGUUUUAAACAUUCAGCUAUCCUUCCGUGUCAAACAGCUCCACAAGAAACUGGAUGAACAGAGCAAAGAGAACAAGGGGUUGCUGGAACGUUUGACACAUCUGUCCACAAUUCACUUGGCUGAUAUCGGCAAAUAUCAGAAGCUUGAGGAAGAGUUUCAGAAAGCAGUGACGCAGAAGAAAUUCAUUGAGGAACAAGCUAAGAAAGCCAAGGAGCAAACUGAGCAGACAUUGUUGGAGUUUAGAAAGCAAACUUUAUCACUGCAAGCACAAAACCAGAAGCUGGAGAAGCAACAUCAGGAACAGACCCAGGAAGUGAAAGAAAAAAUGGAUGAAAUCGCACGCCAGCACCUUGGUGAUUUAGAAAGGGAAGAACAGCUAAGGAGGAAAUUGGAGAAUAAUUUUCAGAUCCAGAAGGAGGACUAUGAAAAGCAAAUAAAAGCACUGAUUGAUGAAGUAAAGCAUCUACAAGAGGAAAGAAUCCAGUUGCAGCAACAGAUUCAGGAGGAAUACCUGGUAAACGAUGAUCUACGGAAGGAUAUUGCACAACUGACUAAUGAAGCACUGGUAAUUCCAAAACUUAAAGGGGACAUUGCAACUCUUGAAAUGAAGAGUCAAGAUUUAGAAAUGUGCCUGCAAAAACAAAGAAAAGAAAUGAGAGAAAAAGUGGAAGAAAUUACAAAACAGCUCCUUGGAGGUUUAGAGGGAGAAGAGCUACGAAAGAGGCUAUCUCCAGAGGACAUGGAACAGCUGAAUGAAGAUGGAGAGCUCUGGUUGGCAUACGAAGGAUUGAAAAGAGCUACCAGAGUAAUGGAAACGCAUAUCCAGUCUCAGAAAGAGAGCUACGAAAAGGAAAUUGAAGAACUCAGUUUUAGAAUUGAUCAACUCUGUGAAGAGACAACACAUCUCCAACAAAAGUUCCAAGCAGAGAAUAAUAAUAACGAGAACAUCCGGCAGGAACUGACCAGACUGGCUAAAGAAAAUCUGGUCAUUCCAGAAUUCAAACUCCAAAUCUUAGAGCUGCAAAAACAGAAACAAGACAUUGAGAACCACUUAAAGGGACAGGUUGUGGAAAUGAAAGAAAAAAUGGAAGAAGUUACUGAUCAAUUGCAAGGCAAUCUUGAAGAAGAAGGAUUCCAAAGAAGAUUGUUAGAGACUCAGAAAGCUAACUACACAAAAGAAAAUGUGGAAUUGCUUGCUAAAGUCAGAAAACUUGAAAAUGAGAAUUACCAACUGCUGAAUUGGACCCAAACUGAUAGCGCAGCCAGUAACAGAAUACAAGAAGAAGCAUCUCAAUUAACAAUGGAAAACUGGGAUCUUGAGGAACGUCUUGACCAGAAAGAAAAACAAAUCAGGAAGUUGCAAAGUCAGAUUAAGUCCUUAACCAAAACAAUUGAGGAAGGCGAUCAAACCAAUGGAAAACUGAGUCCAGUUGUGAGGAAGGAAUACCGUGGAAUGCUGGAAUGUAAAAGUGAAGAUGAAGAAAAGCUCAUCAAAAAUCUAGUUUUGGACCUUAAACCACGAGGUGUGGUUGUAAAUAUGAUUCCAGUACUGCCAGCAAAUAUCCUGUUCAUGUGUGUGCGUUACACUGAUGAUAUUAAUGAUGCUGAAAUGCUGAAAUCCCUGAUGAACUCUCUGCUUGGUGGUAUCAAAAAAGUCACUAAGGAUCACAGUGAAGAUUUUGAAAUGCUAUCCUUUUGGCUUUCCAACAGUGUCCACUUUCUCAAUUGUUUAAAACAGUACAGUGGAGAGGAGGAGUUUCUGAAGCACAACACUCCUCAACAAAAUAAUCAGUGUCUGAGAAACUUUGACCUGUCUGAGUAUAGACAGAUUCUGAGUGACUUGGCUAUUCAUAUUUACCAACAACUCGUUCAAGUGAUGGAAGAUAAUCUUCAGCCAAUGAUAGUACCAGGAAUGCUGGAACAUGAAAGUCUUCAAGGCAUUUCGAGCAUGAAGCCAACUGGGCUUCGGAAACGAUCUUCAAGCUAUCGAGAAGAAAUGAACAAGUACACCAUAUCUUCCAUUUUGCAGCAACUGAGUUACUACUUUACCACAAUGUGCCAGCAUGGCAUGGACACAGACCUGAUCAAACAGGCGGUUAAACAGCUCUUUUUUCUAAUUGGAGCAAUCACUCUUAAUAAUCUCUUCCUGCGCAAGGACAUGUGCUCAUGCAGAAAAGGAAUGCAAAUCAGGUGUAAUAUUAGUUACUUAGAAGAGUGGCUGAAGGAUAAGAACAUGCAGAGUAGCAAUGCAAAAGAGACCCUGGAGCCACUCUCUCAGGCUGCCUGGCUACUUCAGGUCAACAAGACAACAGACAGUGAUGUGAAAGAAAUAAGUAAAAGAUGUUCAUCCCUCUCAGCUGUGCAGAUUGUCAAGAUUUUGAAUUCCUAUACACCAAUCGAUGACUUUGAGAAACGUUUGGCUCCAUCCUUUGUGCGGAAAGUUCAGGCACAACUGAACAGUCGUGGAGAUGGAUCAACCUUAAUAAUUGAUGCCAAAUAUCAUUUUCAAGUGACUUUUCCAUUCAGUCCAUCUCCACAGGCGCUGGAGACAAUCCAGAUCCCCAACAGCUUCAAACUAAACUUCCUUACCAGGAUAUGACGCAUGCUACUGUAUAGAAUUUUUGUGGUAAACUUUGAAAAUGAGAGUUAUUUUUAAAAAAUUAAUACCAAAGACAUUAUUGGCCUGGACUUUGGAGAUUGGGCGUUUAUUCAUUUUCUUUCCCCUCAAAUGCCAAAAUUAAUUAGUUAUUUGAGUAUAAGUAAAUUUUUAUAUUAUGCAUUUUUUAAAAAUGCAGUCUAUUUUCACAAAAUAUUGAACAUCUUCAGUUUUGAUUGGCUGCUCUUACAAGUACAGUAUUUAAUUUUUCUAAAAGUUUCAUGGAGCAUUUGACAAAUGGCUGCAGACUUAAGUUGCAUAACGUUUUGUAUAGCGAUGAAAGCACAUUGGUGCUAUUCAUAACGUUGAUAAGAAAUUAUUCCCCCAACAAUAUGUACUAGUGGUUUAAAAAAAUGGUUUGAGCUAUGCAGGUUCUAAAAUGCUGAGAUAGAAAAGUAAUGCAUGUUUACAACCAAAGAAAAUAAAAGGAAAACCACGUAAUGAACCUAUUUAUCAGGACAUUGAUUCCUGUGUAUAGAUUAUAUUUUAACUUUAUACUAUGAAUGUUGUUCAAAAAAGCAAAAUA